AUGGGGGACUUACCUUUGGAAAGAGUUACCCCGACAAGACCGUUUCUGCAUAGCGGCGUAGACUUCGCAGGACCGCUCCAAACACUAGUGUCUAAAGGAAGAGGCAACAAAACAAGGAAGACAUAUGUGGCAAUUUUUAUCUGCAUGUCCACCAAGGCAAUCCACCUAGAACUCGUUGGAGACCUCACUUCAGAGGCGUUUAUAGGCGCUUUUAGACGUUUUGUUGCUAGAAGAGGUAAAUGCAGCCAUCUGUGGUGCGAUAAUGGUAAAAACUUCGUGGGUGCAAACAGAGAACUUCAUGACUUGUGGAAUGAAGCACAGAUGACAGGAGAAGUUACAUCCACGUUAGCGACAGAUGGUACACAAUUUCACUUCAUCCCAGCAUAUAGUCCAAACUUUGGGGGAUUAUGGGAGGCAGGCGUGAAAUCGAUUAAGUACCACCUAAAACGUAUUAUUACAACUCACCUCACGUUUGAGGAAAUGACAACAAUAUUAUGUCAAAUAGAAGCCUGCCUGAAUUCACGCCCGCUGUGCCCAAUAGAUACCAACGACCCUGAAAACUUAGACCCAUUGACUCCUGGCCAUUUUUUAAUUGGAGAACCACCGAUUGUGGUACCCUCACCUGAUCUGCAAGCUGUGAAAGUUAAUAAUUUGUCACGUUGGCAACAUACUCAAAAGAUUCUUCAUGACUUUUGGCGACGCUGGCAAGAGGAGUAUUUGACCAGGCUACAGCAGCGUCCUAAAUGGAUGAAGAAAGAGAAGGAAUUUGCAAUAGGGGAUAUUGUGUUGAUCAAGACAGAGAAUCUACCACCCAGCAAAUGGUCUUUAGGACGAAUUAUAGAUAAACAUCCAGGCACAGACGGUAACACGAGGGUAUACAGCGUGAAGAGUGGAGAUUCUAUAACCAAGAGAACCAUUACCAAAUUAUGUGCAAUGCCGGUUGAUUCUACUUAG
Trichoplusia ni (cabbage looper) is the source of this 954-nucleotide messenger RNA. RefSeq lists its product as uncharacterized. Bases 1 to 954 code for a protein of 317 amino acids. Gene Ontology annotation, biological process: DNA integration. The transcript has a single exon. Gene Ontology annotation, molecular function: nucleic acid binding. The record is from RefSeq and is a predicted model, not a curated record. Lineage: Eukaryota; Metazoa; Arthropoda; Insecta; Lepidoptera; Noctuidae.